AUGAAGGUCUUUAUCUGCCUGUUGGCCACCAUCUGCGCCUGCAAUGCCACCUUCCUGUCCUUUUUGGGUGGCGGAGGAGGAGGAGGAUUGGGAGGCGGAUUGGGAGGAGGCAGCAAGACCACCUAUAAUGUGAUAGCCACGCCCAGUUCGGGAGGCGGUGGAGGUUAUGGCUACGCCCAGGGACAUGGCGGCCAUGGACACGGAGCAGGAGGAGGCUCCUCGCAGAUCAUCAAGGUGAUUCUGCAGGAGGGUCAGGGCUAUAGCAACGCCGGAGGAUCAGGAGGAGGUUACAGUCAUGGUUAUGCCCAGCAGGAGCAUCAUCAUCAGCAGGCCCAGAUCUACAAGAUCAUCGAGCAACAGGCUCCGGCUCCAGUUGCUCCCGCUCCCGCUCCCAUUCCCAUUCCCAUCUCGAUUCCCGCCCCUGCUCCCGUGGCUCCCAUUGCCUAUCAUGCGUCUAGUGGAGCAUCCUCUGGCUACUCCUACGGCCAGGGUCACUCUUACGGGCAGAGCUAUGCCGCCGGUCAUGGUUAUGGAGGAGCGUCCGCCUCCUUCGAUGCCCAGCAGUUCAACGCCAUCCUGCCGCAGAUCCUCCAGCUGGUGCUGCAGGAGGACUCCUUUGGCGGUGGAAUCGGUGGCUCCUCCGCCGCCAAUGUGGCCGACAUCAAUGGCCAGCUGAUCAAUGCCUACGGCUCCAAGGGCAAGGCCAUCAUCCUGAAGGCCGACCAGGCGCAGGGCGACUUCUUCAAGAGCGGUCAUGUCGUGCAGCGCGGCACUUUGAAGGUGAUGCGUGUCCAGGAGCAGCAGCAGCAGCAGUCGCAAGGUGGCUCCAAGGGCGGCUGGGGUGCAGGUGGAUCCUCUUCCGGUGGCUGGAGCUCCGGAGGAGGCUCCUCUUCCGGCGGCUGGAGCUCCGGAGGAGGCUCAUCUUCCGGCGGCUGGAGCUCAGGCGGCUCCUCUUCCGCCUGGUAAAUGCACUGCAUCCCCAGUUAUCCCUAGUUAGUUAGACCAAAUGAAUUGCCUUUUUUUUUCGCUAUCCUCUAUUCUAUCGUUAUGUAUUUUUUUUCCUAGGCUAAUCCUUCACAGUCAUUAUCGAAAUUAUCAACCACGAAAAAAAGAUCAACAAAACAUCCAUCAUUAUUAACCUAAAUUAUUUGUUAAUAAACAAUUUGAAACAA
This is a messenger RNA of Drosophila takahashii, 1172 nucleotides long. Its product is annotated as loricrin. The record is from RefSeq and is a predicted model, not a curated record. Lineage: Eukaryota; Metazoa; Arthropoda; Insecta; Diptera; Drosophilidae.